This is a messenger RNA of Schistocerca cancellata (South American locust), 2073 nucleotides long. RefSeq lists its product as uncharacterized. The transcript is spliced from 2 exons. Gene Ontology annotation, cellular component: nucleus. Bases 748 to 1131 code for a protein of 127 amino acids. The record is from RefSeq and is a predicted model, not a curated record. Gene Ontology annotation, molecular function: DNA binding. Lineage: Eukaryota; Metazoa; Arthropoda; Insecta; Orthoptera; Acrididae.
CUUGUGUUAUGAUUUGUUUCUACGUGGUUGGCAACAAUGAUAUGAAGUGAAUUUUUUCAUGUUCAGCCAGAAGAAGAAAGCUUUAUGUGUGUUUUCUGGCGCAAAUUUAUGGUAAACUACUACUUCCAGCCAAGAGUGUAUAAAAGGACCCCUGGUGCUCGCAAAUAUAGAAAUUAUUCUGAAGAAACCUUACAGGACGCUUUGCAAGAAAUACAGAGUGGUGCUAUUUCAUUGAAUAAGGCAGCAAAGAAGUAUGGAAUCACUGCAUCAACUCUUUGCAGAAAAUUACAUGGCAAAAAAAAUGAAAAAUGUUGGUAGACCUGAGGAUGAAAAAUGUCUUGCAGAGGGAAUUAUGCUGGCAAGUGAAUGGGGGGUUUCCAUUUACUCAGUUCGAUGUUCAUCUCAUUGUGAAAGGGUUUUUAGGUCGAAGAGGUACUGUAGAGAAUCAUUUUACAAACAAUAUGUCUGGAAUUGAUUGGAUACGAGGAUUCCUUGAUAGACAUCGAUCAGUUCUGUCAGAGUUUGUGCCAGAAUAUAACUCGAGCAAGAGCAGCUCUCACUGCAGAAGUGAUUGAAUAAUAUUUUGAGGAAUUGAAAAAAUCUCUCAAUGGGCUGAUUCAAGAAGCAGUCGCAAACUACGACGAAAUUAACACGACCGAUGACGCCCAAAGGUAAAAAGUUAUUACUCGCAGGGAAUAUAAGCAUCCAGACCGAAUAAUUGAUAACUCAAAGUCUAGUGUUUGUGUAAUGUUUUGUGGUUCAGCCUCUGGAGUUGUUCUACCUGUCUAUGUUUACUACAAAGCAGUACACCUGUAUGACUCGUGGACUGAAGGCGGCCCUACUGGCUUUCGGUACAACAGAUCUAAGAAUGGUUCGUUCAAUGGGAUGAUUUUUGAGGAGUGGUUUCACAGUGUUGCUUUGCCAUACUUCAGAAAGUUGGAUAAAGAUUCUCCUAAAGUACUCAUUGGGGAUAAUCUCAGCAGUCACAUUUCAAUGAAAGUUAUCAAUGAGUGUAAAGAGAACAAUAUUCGUUUUGUCCUACUGCCACCCAACAGCACCCAUUUGUGUCAACCGCUUGAUGCAGCAUAUUUUAGGCCUCUUAAGAGGUCUUGGCGGAAGGUUCUUGAUUAAUAUAAGACUAAACACAGGGGACCCAUUCCAAAAGAUUGUUUCCCUCAUCUAUUGAAGAAAUGUUUGAAUGAUUUCGAAAAAGAUGGUUCGUCUAUGCAAAUCUUGAUAGCAGGGUUUGAGAGAUCUGAGGCCUCACAGACCAGUGCAAAGCAUUCAGUUAAUCAGUGCUCAAACUCACAGCACAGGAAGAAAAAGCGCCUUGCUGUAAUACCGGGGAGAAGUGUUUCAGUGGAUGACAUUCAGCAACUACCGGUACAGCAAAAUGAGAAAAAAUAGCAGCCCUCAGGUUCCAGUACUAAAAAAAAAGAAGGCGAAGAAGAGACUGAAUAACCCUCCUGGGAACCAACAAGUACAAUCUGUACAACAUCAGGUCAAGAGCACUAAUAAAAUGAGAAAACAGAAUACCUCACAGGUGAUUUGUACUGGCAGUGACACCGGUAGUGAGACUAGUGAUUAUUCAGUACAUGAGUCUAGCAGUGACAUAGACCUUAUCUGUAGUUCCCCUGAACAAUAAGGAGAAGAAGAAGAAGAAGAAGAAGAAUACCGCCAGGAAGAUGAAGAAAGGCAGUUUCAUCAGUACACAACUGCCAGAACUGGAAAUAUUGACCAUAGUCACCUAAAGCCAAAUGAUUUAAUCUUGGUGUAAUAGUGUCACAUAUAGUGUGAAAUUCAUGAGAAAAUCAACAAAAGCAUCAAACAUAUACAUAUUCCCUCAACAAGAUGACAUGGGCUCUAUAAACAUAAAAAAUGUUGUCCGUGUUGUUACCCCUUUAUUUGAAAAAGAGGACGCUACUAUUUUCCAUUGGAAACAUAAGCUUGUACUUAAAUUUACAAGUAAUUCUUUAACUAUUUUGCACUAAUGUCACCCUCAUGUAAUACACAUUUUGAAUGUACAUCAGUAGGCAAUGCUUCAAAAUGUUUACAACUGGUACCAGUGGUCAA